AUUGAAUAUUCAAAAACUAAAUCGAUGCGGGCUCGCAAGUCAGUCGUUUGUCAGGCUUCAAGCCAAACGGUUCGAUUCGAAAGUGAUUUUUUGAAAGUGAUUCGAAAGCGAUUUGAAAGCGAUAGCUGCGUGCGAUAGGCGAUAGGUGGAAGUGGACCAGGUGGGAGUGAAAGCGGAGCAAUCGAUAGCCAGGCGCACCAAUGAGCGGCGUGGGUGGGAAGGAGACGGAGGACAGCGGUACGACGGAACAGCUGCAACGUGAUAGGGACAGGGAACGGGAACGGGAUCUCAAGGAGCUGCUCGAGUGGUUCCGGCAAAAUGAGAAGCUGCCCAAGGAAAUUGAGCCGCUGCUGCUCCGGCGCUUCUACCAGUGCAUGUUUGGGAACGUGGAGGAGACCCAGAAGCUCAUCGAGGUGAACUACGCCCUGCGCAACCGGCAUCCGCAUCUUUUCAUCCAGAGGGAUCCUUUGGAUGCGGACAGCCGGCGCACCUUCGACUACGCUGACAUCCUACCGCUGCCGGGUCUAACACCGGAGAAAUAUAAGGUAUCGCUCUACUGUUUCCGGGACUUUGAGGCCACCAAGAUGCACCACACGGAGGACACGCGCGCCUUUUUCAUGGUCAGCGAUUGUCGCUUUGUUACGCCCGACGAUCCCGGAAACCCGGAAAUUUUAUCCGAAGGCGAGGUGCAGAUCUUCGAUAUGAAGGGCACCACCAUGCGGCACAUUUCCCGGCUGACGAUCAGCACUCUGCGCGCCUACAUCAAGUUCCUCCAGUUGGCCUUUCCCGUGCGCCUGCGCGCCAUCCACAUGGUCAACUGUCCCACUUACUUGGAUCGGAUCGUCAGUGUGGUGAAGCCGUUUAUCAGCGAAGAGGUCUUCAAACUGAUCCGCUUCCACACGGUCAGCAUGGAGUCCUUGUACGAAUUUGUGCCCCGGGCGAUGCUGCCGGAGGAAUAUGGCGGAGGGGCCGGAUCCCUGGAAACCCUGCGGACACAGACUCAAAAGACCUUGGUUGAGCAUCGUGACUAUCUGAUGAAUCCCAAUCACUGGGUGGUGGAGAAAACCGAGAAGCGUAACGGAAACUCAUGGAGAUUUUUCAAAUAAUUGGAGAGGGCAUAAUUGUUCUUACUCGUUAAUUGGUAUUGUUUUUUUUUCAUAUUUAUAGACUUUAUAUAUGUGCCUGUGUAUUUAAAUGGUUCCUGCGGCAUUUCGUAUCUUAAAUAAAGCUCAUAUUGUAA
Molecule: messenger RNA, 1240 nt
Organism: Drosophila elegans
Lineage: Eukaryota; Metazoa; Arthropoda; Insecta; Diptera; Drosophilidae
Product: alpha-tocopherol transfer protein-like
Exons: 6
Coding region: 201-1106 (301 amino acids)
Cellular component (GO): membrane
Molecular function (GO): phosphatidylinositol bisphosphate binding
Source: RefSeq, a predicted model, not a curated record